AUGGCUGCAUUUCUAAUGUUUCAUCAUUUGGUGAGUUUUUAGUUUUUUUUUUGAAAAAAAAUGAGAAAAAAUUGGGUGAGUGAGUAAAAGUCUUGUUUGAACAAAACUUAUUAGGUAUUCAUUUGUUUUUCUUGAAAAAAAUUUCUAUACGUUUUGUCUUCUUCUGAAAAUAUACGAGGUCAAGGAAACCUUAUGGGACAUUUGUUUCAAUUUCAUUAGAAAAAACACAACUUUUCGGAUCAUAAGUGAAAUUAAUUCAAUAUCUUCUAAUUGAAUCUCUGAAAAAGUUGAAAUGAACACUUUUUUCAGUUUUUUGUCAAAUUUGAAGAAGCUUGUUCCUUUUCUUGAAAUUGAAAUGAAACCACUUGACCGAAUAAAAAAUAUACUUUCAUUUAUUAGAAAAAAACCGCCAACCAUGAAAUUAGAACAUUAAAAAUGCGGAAUCUUUUGAAUCCACCAAUUAAUAUUAAUAAUAGCAAAUUAUUCGGUGAAAAGUGAAACGUUUUUUUCUACCCAAAAGUAGAAGUUAUGCAAUAAAUAGAUCAUUUACCCCUCUUCUCAUCGUUUUUCUUAUUAUUAUUAAUAUUCAUUUUUUAUUUUUAUAUUCAUUUUCAUCUCAUAUUUUUCCUUCCGUCUGUCUAAUCGGUUCAUCAUUUUGACAAAGGUGUUUUCAUUUUAUUCAGCUGUCUGUCUACCUCUUUUCCGUUUUUCGAUGUUCAUCUAAAUGUUUUAAUUUUCUACAUGUUGUUCAACUUUUUUUCAUUUGGUUGAAAAGGAUGACUAAUUAGGAGCUGUUUGAUGGGAUAAUUGGAUUUGCCAACUGUCUGUUUGUGACUUUUCCAAUUUAUUUCUGUAUGUUGAAGAGGAAUUUGUGUUGUUCUGAUUUUAGUUUUUUUUGUGUGUUUUUAUCCAACUUAAAAUUUGAAGAGGGCAAGUGUUUUUUUGUUGAAUCUUGGUGCAAUAUUGAUAUUUAUUUUUUAGAACUUCUAAAUGUUAGAAAAAAUAUGAUUGUAUUCUUUCAAAAUUGAGCACUAUCGAGUCUCGAAUCAAUAAAAUAGAAAUGUUUAAAAAUUAACUUAGUGGGAUUAAUUUAUAUUCUUGAUUCUUCUAUCUUUCCAGCAUACUAUGAAAUUUAUCUGAAUGCAUUUCUGAACUUUUAAAAUUUUUCGUUCAAACAAAUCUUAUUUAUCUAUGCUAAUAAAAAUAAAAAGAAAGUCAAUAAUCAUAAAUCAAGAGUUUUCCCUUUUAUCAAUCCCGACUUUUUCUUUCAUUUCAAUAACCAAACAACUCAUCAUAUCUCAACUUUUGAAAAAAAGGGCAAUUCAAUUUGAUCAUCAUACAUUCAUUCAUUCAUCCAUUCUCAUCACUGCCGAUUGUCUUUUUUUAUUCUCGUUUUUCGGUAGGUCAACGCAAGAUUAAUAAUAUUCGACGAAUUUUAUAUAAAAUACGCACAUAUGAUGGUCAAAGUGAAAACGGUUCAUUGUGACCUUUUCUAUGUGUUUUUUGGCAUUAUAAAUGAAAAAAUAAACUUGAAUAAAGUGAGUGUGUGAAGAAAAGGAUGUUUACACAUUUUCUUAACCCAUCUUCGACCUUUUUUUCUUUUGCCUUAAUCGGUUGUUGUUCGAGCCUGACUUUUUUGCCCGUACUUUAUUCUUGCUGGAAUUUGUCUUGUUUGCACGUUCCUUACAUUUGUAGUCUCCAAAAAUAUGUUUGAUGUUGCACAAUUAUGACUCAUAUUUUUCUCUGAAAGUUUCAGUUUUUCUGAGUAUGAGAAAUAUAUUUAUUCACGUUUUUCAAAAAAUGCAAUGCUAAACAAUCAAAAAUUGUGAAAAUAACAUAAUUUUUGCUCAUGUUUUCGUUCCGUCGAUUUUCCCAAAGAUUGUGUCAGGAUUCAAAGAAAUAUUUGAAAAAUUUCGGUAUUACUCUCUAGUUGACUGAAAUAUAAUUUUUUCUUGAACUUCUCGCAUAAAUUUUCAUCUACGUGUUUUUCUAUAUUUUUCUUGAUUUUUUCUGAAUCUCAAAAUUUUAGACAGAUUAAAAAUAGAUUUUUUCUAUGAUGAUUCAUAGUUUCAUCAACAAUGAAUAAAUAACGAAAUUUUUUAACUUUUUGAUUUACUCAUUCUUGAUUUCGAGAAUUAUUGUUUUUUCUAAUGAAUAUUUAUUCAAUGAGAACUUUUGAUUUAAUUUCUGGUAGAAUCCGAAACUCAAACAAAUUUUCAUUGCACUUUUCAUUCAUUUUCAAAUUUCCGGAUUCUUACUCAUCUAUCUUCCUAUAUUUCUUUUUCCAUUGAACGAAACGAAAAAAUAAUCCAUGUCGAAACAUAUUUCUUUUUUGUUUCAUAUAUUUUUUGAUAGUAUAUAUGUAUUGAAAAGCGAAAAAUAAAACAAUAAAAAACGAUGCAAUUCGAUUUGAAAACGAGCAAGCAAUAUUUGCGCCUAGGAUUACAAGUCUUUGUCAGCAUCCUAGACAACCCGAAUUUGCAGUUUCUGCCCUGAUGACCACUGUUUUUUGCUGUCUACAUACAUGUAGUUUGAUUAGCGUGGCUUUUUUUUCAAAUUUAUUAGAAAUUUCUUAUUUUUUCAAAGAGAAACAAAAAAGAUGGCUUUUUGGCAGAUGUAUGUAUAGUUUUUUAAUACAAAAUGUAUCAUUUUGACUGAUUCAGCUGUCUUUCUUUCUUCAACUGUACACUUUUCGGACAUUCAAUUUUUUGUGAAUGUCAAUGUGACAUUUUAUGCUAAAUGUUUAGAAGAGAAAUUGUUGUCUUGAAAAUGAAAAAUCAGUUUCUUUUAACAAGCCUAAAUGUGGUUUGUGAUUAAUUUGUAAUUUUUCGAUUUUGGUAUGAGAAGAUUUAACUUUUGAUAUCCAGAAAAUUUGAAAGUGAAAAACUUUUUUUUCCAAAUUCAUUAUUAUUCUUUACAUAAUCUCUUGAUUUCUCAUAAAACUUUAGAUUCAACUUCUCAUCAAUUGCGUAUUACUUUCCAGUGUUAAUUUACCUUUAAUCCGAAUUGUUAUGAAAUUACUAAAUCUCCACAUAAAAAAAUAAAAGAAUGUUAAUUUCUAAUUAUCGUGUUUUUACAAAAAAACAUUUUUUAUAUUAACACCAUUAAUGAAAAAAAGACAGACUACGGUAAUUGGCCAUAUUAAAUUAUCCUAUAAAAUUAUCGAGAAAUCACCCAAAAAAAUGAAGACAUUCCUCAUUUUUCUCAUGUUAGACCAGUUCGAAGUCGAAGGCGGCACCACAAAAUGCGCAUAAAUAAAAUUCUUCUCUUGCCAUUCAAAGCAUUUUCUGUUCAUUACAACUGUUUAUUAUUCAAAGUACACAAUCAAAAGAAAAUGGUGAUUUUUUGAAUAUUUUACACAUAAUUAGAUUGAAUGUUUGUUCAUUGUUGUAAGAAAAAAGCUUUUUGGCAGGCAGGAAUUUAUCCAAAAUAUUUUACGCUUCAAUUGUUAUGUCGCUUAAUUUUUUCGUCAUAAUUAGCAGAUUUAUUAAACAAUUUUUUUAUUUCUUCCUACAUCAGUGGUAGAAUUUUUUUGCAAUUGAAUUGUCAAAAAAUUCUCAUAAACUUUUCAAUUUCUCCCGUCGCCCUAAUUGUUAUUGUUUAAUUAUGUCAUGUUGUGAUAACGCUUUGACUUUUCUCACUUUUUUGUGUUUGUGAUAGUAUUUAUCAUCGUCAAACUGAAAGUGAAACGAAACAAAACAACAAAAAAAGGUGGUUUUUUCGACUAACUAUAUAUUAUUUCUAUUAGUACUAGGCUUCAAAAAAAAAUAAAAUAAAACAAAAUGGUGAGAAAUAAGUGUCCAGAAAAUUUCCUACAGAUCAGAUAACAACUUUUUUUUCAAACAAAAUGCUAACUUUGUGUAAUAACAAAAAAAUGUGACUCAUCUGACGAUGGACAGCUUUUUACUUAUAGUCAAUAUAUAUUUUUCUACUGAUGUUUCCCAUUAAACUCAAUUUUGAUGAAUUGAUUCUAGUAAUUUAUAUAGUUUGUUAUUCAUAAAGAAAAAAUAACGGGAAUCGAAUCGACUAUUUGUACUAGUAAUUCAUUCAUAUCUUCAUUAUUAUCUCACCCACCUGAUAUUUUUCUUUUUCUUCUUUUUUUCUGUGUUUUUUCGCUGUUCCAAAUAUCAUCCGUGAAAGUACAAACUUUUGAAGGACAUAUUCUUUAUCAGAAAUGCAGAUAUUCAAAAAAAGUACAUUUAUUUCCGUAUUUCUGUCUAUAGUUUCAUUUUUCAUACACAAAUACAAAACUUCCUGAAAUGACCAGUUUUGGUUAUUUUUACAUUUUUCUAAAAACCGUCAUCAUUUCUGGAUUAAGGUUACUAUGAAAAAAUACAUAGUCUCUUAAUUUUCAUUGGAACAUGACUGGUUGUAUUAGUUUUUUAACCUCUCAACUUUUGUGUCAUCAAACUAUAAGUAAAUAAUAUUUGACUGUCUGUAUGUAUCUAACAUGAAAGCUAGAUUUUUUUUAACUAGGGGGUUCAAUAUUUUUAUUUUAGUUUUUUUAGUUUACCAAGAUUUUUUUGCAUUUUUUAUAGUGGGAAACAGUUUUUGUUUUUGGAAAAAAUGGAGGAAUAUGUUUUAUUUAUUUAUGUAUUUGUUUUGUUUAUGAUUGGGUCGUCGCCGCUUUCUUUUUGUGAAAAAAACAAAUUGGACUUUUAGGAAGGGCAUCUUUCUAGAAACAAGCAUUUCUUAAUUUUGAGAAAUUUUUGGUCACGAGAUAAAUUCCGAAAAUUCAGAAAUGUGAGAGUUAUAGUUUCUGACAGAAUCGAGGAUAUUUAGAAAAAUAAGUGUGUUCUGAAUUAAAGUUUUCCAACUGCGUUAAUUUUGAUAUUUGAAAUAUAUGUUUUUGAUGAACUUCUGUUAAAAAAUUAUUUGCAAAGUUUUUUGUUAACUUGAAAACCGAUUUAUCUUUUCAGAGGCCAGUACUUCGUUUAAAACCAAAGAUUCUUUUUUUUCAGACCCUUUCUCUCAUUUUUUAAAACGAAUAAUUCUCUUUUUUUUUUUUGAAAAAAAUAAUAAACCGUUCAAAGUUUUUAUUUGCCAUUUUCCCCAUUCAAUAAUUUCCUAUAGAAAAAUGUAAAAACAAAUGUUGCAUGAUUCAUAUUUUAUUUUUACACGAACAAAAAUGUUCCCAUUUCUUUUCUAAAAACUCUCCAAGGUCACAUACAUAACUCGAUUUGUAGAGUCGGAGUUUGUUUUUGCACUUGAUGCAAGUAAUACGCAACCUUCUGUGCAUAACAACAACAAAUAAUAACUUCUUCCUAUUUUUGACUAACUUAUAUGCAUACUUAUUUACCCAAACAUAACCAAAUUGAACCGAACCGAAAGGCAACCAACAGCGUGCCCUCUCUUUUUUUCUUUCGACACUGUAAGAAGAUGUGAUAAGUACCUCUACCCGGUCUCUCUAUAUAUUUAUACGUAUAUUUGCAUAUUCUUCCUCCCAAUUUUCCCACCUUUAUCCAUCUCUGACCGUUUUUCUUGUUUAUUAUAUUAUUCUUAUUUUUGUUAUCAUAUAGAUAUCGUUGCCUUCCUAUCGUUUUGUUGUUUUAUCGGGAGCUCGGUGUGAAAAAAAAGGUGAGAGAAAUUGAGAAAUACGGAAAAUUAUAUAUGUGUGUGUGUGUGUCGGCGAGCGAAAAGUGCCAAAUUGCCCAUUAUCCGAUUAAUUUCGCACAUUAUUAAGUCUUGUUCCGGAAUCAUGCGUUUUGACGUGACAGUUUUUGCCCAAGAUUUUCUUCGAAAAAGUUCUUUUUUUUUCUUGAAAAAUUUUUGUCUUGUUGACAUUAUUAAUUGUUGUGUGCCUGGCUGGUAUCAUGUUUAUUAUUUGAUUUUUAGUUAGUGACUCAGUUUUUUCUGGGUUUGGCACUUGACUCUCUCUUGUUUCUUUUUAUUAUUUUUUCGUUCUACAAUUUUGAAGCUCGGAUUUUGAGAAGAAACGCUGUAGCCUCUGAAAAUGUUUAAUUCUCAACAAAAGCUAAAGAAACUCAUAAAAGUUACCCAGCUUACCUUAAUUUUCUGAAAUAUUUUUCUCUUGGUAAUCUUCAAAAGUUUUUGUCUUUUUCCAGUUACAUGAGAUGUAUGAAAUUUUUCCUAUGUCGGCCCGCUCUCUUUUGAAAUGACAGUACAUCAAAAAUCUGGCUGAUCUUUUCUUCUCCAAAGUUUUAUCAAUGUUCCAAGUACACUUCACCCAUUUUUUGACCAGUAGAACCAAUUUUAUCUUCUCAAUUACGAGAAAAAUCGAAUCAAAUUUAACAAAACUGACUGUUUUCUAUUUCAAUUUCAGUUUCUUACCGCGCGGCAUCCUUCUUUCAAACAAUUUGAUUUAUUUCGCUCCAUGAAAAUGGCCAAAAAAAUGUGUUUUCUGUAGCGCGAUAUUGAUUUAGAUCACUGUUAUUUUGUUCUACAUUUAUCCUAUGAUAACAGUAAAACAUUCAAAAAAGAGAUGAUUUAAAAAAAAAACAACUUUUUUCUUUGUUGGUUCUUGCGUAAUUUAUUAGCCUUUGUGUCAGUCACAAAAAUCAUUCACAUUUACAUUUUAUUUCAAAAGAACGAGGAGUGUUUCAAAAAAGAAUGUCUCAAUUUAAAAAUACCAAAAUACCGGAAAUGACUAUAGAAUAUCUAUCAUAUGACUAUUGUGUUUACCACAAACUUAUUUGAUAAAUAAAAAAGGUACAUAUCUUAUUAAAUAAUUAAAAAUAAUCUUCAAUCUCCUAAAAACUGAAAUGAAAUAAUAUAUUGUCUUUUUUUAUCCAAUUUUAUAUCAUCAUAUCAUGAAAGUGUUGCACUAUUCUAUUCUGUUGUUCUAUCUAAUAUAUUAUUAACAUUUAUUAGACUAUUAUUAUUAUUAUUAUGAUUCUCCUUUUUCUGCUUUUCUUCUUCUCUUUUUUUGACAUUCGUUAUAUAUCAUGUUCAUUGCCAAGUUUUUUAUUUGAUUUUAUUAUGAUUAUUGUUACACAUUUUUAAUAAUGUCUGGACUGAUUUCGAAAAUUUCAAUCAAAGCAAAACAAAAAAACGUGACCUCUGUCUGAAAAAAUUAUUUAUUUUCAAAUAAUUUAUGAUGAUUUCAUUAUGAUUUCAUCAAAUUGGUCAAACUUCUCUUCCAUUACACUAGAGAGAAAAUACCAAUUAUUAGUAACUUGUCAAUUUAAUAUCAAAAAAAUAUAGACACUCUAUCAGUUCCUGGUUCAAGUGUCUCUUUUUCCUUAUUACACCCCAUUCCACUGCUUCAAUCAUUUAUCAUAACUUUAUCACAAUGUGUCAAAUUGAAUCUCAUAAUUUUUUAUUUCCUAUUUUCUAUUUUUGUUUCAGAUUCGAAUGCCGACGUGGGUGGUCGUGAUGUUGGCGGUUAUCGCCGGAAUUUUGGCGGUUCUUCUUAUUUUCAUUUUAUUCUUCUGUUUUCGAUCAAAGGAUAAGAAGCAGCCACCAUCACCAGCUGAACCAAAUCGACGAAUUCCAGCCAGACAAGAAAGCAGUAAGUUUUUUCUAGAAAUUGGCUUAAAUUAAAAGAAAUGUUUAGCCAUUGGAAUUCGACCAAAAAUCACAAAUCCCAUUUACACAAUCAAUGCAAAUCGCUUAGAAAAAGAGAACAGUCGCAUCGCUGACACAUUGACAACUAGAAAAUGUAAGUUUUAUUAUAAUAAAAAAAGUUUUGGAAACUUUUUUUGGAUGUAGUUUGGUAGACUUGAAUAAUUUUAGAAUGAGGUUGAAAUGCAUAUAUUCCAAGGAUUUUUUCGAUUUACAAUUCCAGAGAUUACAGAAAAAAACUGUAUGUUUUCAGUGUCAAUGAUGUUCGAUUCGAAGAAACGCUUCUCCACUGCUUUUUCACACAAAUCUGCCUAUUUCGAUUUUGAAAAUUCACCACUUCCAAGACACAAGGAAUAUUUGGAUUUCAAUGAUAUCGAAAAUAUGAUUCCAGCCAAAAAAGCACAUUCCAGCCCAGAUAGACCGAGUUUGGAUUUUUUGAACGAGAUUCGCGGUAAGUUGCAAAACAAAGCAAUUUGGAUUGGAAAAACUUUUACUUGAUUUUCUGAAAAAAAUUCUGAAUUCUAAACAAAAAAUUAUUCAAUGACCCCUAACUUUAAACCAUUUUAGUUACAACAGCUUUUUGGUACAAUUUUGAAAAACAGUGUCAUCAUUCCCAGUUUCUGCAAUUUUUGUGAUGUUUUUCGAGAAAUUAACAUGAUAAACCAUUUUGAAAAUUCGAUUAAUUGGAAUUUCAAAUUUCGUUUAACAACAAAUUAAUAAAUUUUGUAAUACGAUACCGCAAAAUAAUCAAAUCAAUUUCAAAAAAUCAAUCGAAAACUGUUUUUGUUUCCAGAAGCUCACUCAAACACCAAGAAAGCUUCAACAUCAUCUACAGUUGAGACAACAGCAUCUUCCUCUUCAACCUCUUCAAAAGAAUCUGAGCCAAAAAUUUUAUCUGAAGAUGAGUUCAACAAAUCAUCAACCAGGCCUGUCUAUGUUAAUUAG
Molecule: messenger RNA, 8469 nt
Organism: Caenorhabditis angaria
Lineage: Eukaryota; Metazoa; Nematoda; Chromadorea; Rhabditida; Rhabditidae
Source: the annotation of a GenBank genome assembly